AUGCUGACGUUCGCUGCUCUUUCCAUGCUGGCCCUCGCCCGGGCCCAGCAGGUCGGCACCGAAACCUCCGAAUCCCACCCCAAGAUCACCUGGCAGCGUUGUACCGCUCCCGGCCAGUGCACCAACGUGAACGGCGAAAUCGUCAUCGACGCCAACUGGCGCUGGGUGCACGAGGUCGGCGGGUAUGAAAACUGUUACGACGGCAACCAGUGGACCGAUCUCUGCUCCAGCGCCUCCGACUGCGCCAAGAACUGCGCCGUCGAGGGCGCUGACUACUCUGGGACAUAUGGUAUCACGACCAGCGGUGAUGCUUUGACGUUAUCCUUUGUUACAGAGCACGAGUAUGGCAAGAACAUCGGUGCUCGAACCUAUCUCAUGGAGAGUGAUUCCAAGUAUCAAAUGUUCACUCUUAUGGAUAAUGAGUUGGCCUUUGACGUAGACUUGUCGGCUGUCGAAUGUGGCAUGAACUCGGCGUUGUAUCUUGUCCCCAUGAAGCCCGAUGGUGGCCUCAGCGAUGAACCUGAUAACGAAGCUGGUGCCAAGUAUGGUUUGGGAUACUGCGAUGCCCAGUGCGCUCGUGAUCUAAAGUUUAUCAAUGGAAAGGCAAACAUUGAGGGUUGGACCCAGUCCGCUACUGAUGAGAACUCCGGUCUCGGUAACAUGGGGUCUUGCUGUGCCGAGAUUGACGUAUGGGAGUCCAACGCUCAUGCGUACGCCUUCACCCCUCACGCCUGCGAGGAAAACACGUACCACGUCUGCAAUGGCGACGACGAAUGUGGUGGGACCUAUUCCCCGGACCGAUUCAAUGGCAAGUGCGACGCCAACGGCUGCGACUACAACCCCUACCGUCUCGGCAAUCACGACUUUUAUGGCCAGGGUGCCUCGGGCGUCGACACGACUAAGAAGUUCACCGUCAUUUCCCGAUAUGAGACCGACAAACUCAGCAUGCUCUUCAUCCAGGACGGCAAGGUCAUCGAGGUGCCCGGGCCCAAGCUCGAGGGUCUCGACCACUUCGACAACACCAUUACUCCUGAGUACUGCGCUGCCUAUCCUCCCCUUUUCGAGGACCACGACCGCCACAACGAGGUCGGGGGUACCCCUGCCCUCAAUGAGGCUCUUCGCUUGCCCAUGGUUCUUGUCCUCUCCAUCUGGGCUGAUCAUUACGCUAGCAUGCUUUGGCUCGAUUCGCUCUACCCACCGGAGAAGGAGGGUAUCCCUGGAACUCUCCGUGGCCCUUGCCCUCAGACAGGUCGUGACCCCGCUGAUGUCGUUUCCAACCAUGCCGAUGCCAAGGUUAUCUGGUCCAACAUUCGCUACGGCCCCAUCGGUUCCACUCAUGACACUGGCGGCAUCUAG
Molecule: messenger RNA, 1356 nt
Organism: Scedosporium apiospermum
Lineage: Eukaryota; Fungi; Ascomycota; Sordariomycetes; Microascales; Microascaceae
Product: Exoglucanase 1
Exons: 5
Coding region: 1-1356 (451 amino acids)
Biological process (GO): carbohydrate metabolic process
Molecular function (GO): hydrolase activity, hydrolyzing O-glycosyl compounds
Source: RefSeq, a predicted model, not a curated record